Molecule: messenger RNA, 1222 nt
Organism: Melanotaenia boesemani (Boeseman's rainbowfish)
Lineage: Eukaryota; Metazoa; Chordata; Actinopteri; Atheriniformes; Melanotaeniidae
Gene: id3
Product: inhibitor of DNA binding 3
Exons: 3
Coding region: 133-486 (117 amino acids)
Biological process (GO): negative regulation of transcription by RNA polymerase II; circadian regulation of gene expression; cell differentiation
Cellular component (GO): nucleus; cytoplasm
Molecular function (GO): protein dimerization activity; transcription regulator activity
Source: RefSeq, a predicted model, not a curated record
CUGCUGUGACAACGUCGUAGCUGUUGAGGACAGUGAGUAGGAGACCGAAGCACGAAGGGGACCGCGACCAACCUGCAUCUAAACAAAAAAACUCGACUUUUGUUAUCGUCUCUCUUGCUAGGCUGUUUCAGCAUGAAAGCCAUCAGUCCCGUCCGCUCCGUGAGAAGCUGCUACAAGGCCGUGUGCUGCAUUUCGGAGCAGAGCCUCGCCAUCAGCCGGAAUAAACACUCGUGUUUAGACGAGCCGGUGAGCGCCCUGUGCGACAUGAACGACUGCUACUCCAAACUGAAGGAGCUGGUUCCGAGCAUCCCGCAGAACAAAUCGGUCAGCCAGGUGGAGAUCCUCCAACAUGUUAUCGACUACAUCUUCGACCUGCAGAUCGCGCUGGAGACAGAGGACACUGCCACGCCGGAGAUGGUUUUGUCAAUAAAGACUGCGGACAUUACUCGCAAUUUCUCCAAAGAAGAAGGGCGGUUGUGCCAUUAAGAUAAGGAUGGCGCAUUAUGGUGCAGGGAAACACAUGUCUCCACUUCACUCUGGGCAAGAGGACAAGAGGGGCAGAAAGGGUGGGCUAGGUAUUUGAGAGAGAAGGAGAAGACAGAGAAGGGUUUAAAGAAAGAGAAAAACGUGGACCGUUUCCUAGAUGAGUGGGGAUCAACAGUAGUGCAUGAGUAAGAAAACAGAGACUCAUUCUUUGCCUCCUGGACAGACAAAUCAGCACACCAAAGCAGAAGCCAGGAUUGGAAACUGAAAGCGACCAGCUGUGUAUGUCUUCCUCAUAAAACCUGGGAUUCCUUAUAGAUAGAAGUAGAAAUAUUGGUACAUUGUCCUUUGUAUUUCCUUUUUAUUUUUGUAUUGCAUCCUAAAAAGACUUUGUGGGUCUAAUCUCCACACCCAUCCUGAAUCUACAAGUAUUGUAUCACCUCACGUCAUUAUCACCCUAAAACAAUGUUUUCUAGUGAUCUGAAAUCUUAAAACUUUGGCAUGUGUACAUAUCUGCUGUUGAUAUGUAAGGUAUCGUUUUUUUUUGGAAGUCUAUAUUUUUUUCAUGGGAGUUUUCUUCGUUAUAAUCCAAACUCUAUACUAGAGUUAAUUACAAAUGUUUGUGGGGAUUGUUAUAUUUCUACAGACAGUGUGCCAUGAGUUUCAUAAACUCUUUAUUAUAAAGUUUUGCUUUGUAUGUAUGUUAUGUAAUGAAAUAAAAAGAAAAAACGUGAAGUAA